CACUUCCGGUCGGGACGCUCUAACUGACAACAGGGACUAUGGCGUCCAGCUCGGACCGGAAUCCUCCUCCUUUCCCAGCAUCAGAGGAGCCAGAGCCUGUGCAGUGUGACAUGGCAGACGGGGACAGCGACGAAGGAGAGGACAUUUUUGUUAACAACAGCCACCCGGCUUCCGUCAGUCGAGGAGUUUCUCAGCCAGAGGAGCCCGCGGACCUGUUCAGUGAGGAGGCCUCCUCUGCCAAACCUAACGGAGUUCAUUCUGAUGAUGAUGAUGAUGACCUGUUUGCAGAAGCACAAGCAGAUUUAAACUCGGAAACAACUGAAAGCUCAGCUCAGAAGAAUGUCUCCACCUCCUCUGGCCGUCCGUCUUCUCGAAGCCCUGCUGCUCUGCAGCCCACCUCCUUGGAACAGCUGGAAGAGGACGAGGCCAAGGAUAGCUUCGAUGUGGAUGUUGCUGUCACUAAUCCAGAGAAAGUUGGAGAUGGCAUGAAUGCAUAUGUGGCCUACAAAGUAUCCACCAGGACAUCUCUGCCUUUGUUCAAAAGUAAGGUCUUCUCCAGCAGGAGGCGUUUCAGCGACUUCUUAGGCCUUUAUGAAAAGCUCUCAGCCAAACAGUCGCUGCAUGGCUGCAUCAUACCUCCUCCACCUGAGAAAAGUGUUGUGGGAAUGACCAAAGUGAAGGUGGGUAUGGAUGACCCGUCAUCUGUGGAGUUUGUGGAAAAGAGAAGAGCGGCUCUGGAGAGGUAUCUGGAGAGAAUAGUGUCUCACCCGCUGUUACUACAAGAUCCCGAUGUCCGUGAAUUCUUGGAAAGAGAAAAUCUCCCCAGAGCAUUGAACACCCAGACGCUCAGUGGGGCUGGUUUCCUCAAAAUGAUCAACAGGGCUUCAGACGCCGUCAGCAAGAUGACCAUCAAGAUGAACGAGUCUGACACGUGGUUCGAGGAUAAAUUCCAGGAGGUGGAUACAGAGGAGCAGCAGCUGAGGAAGCUUCUCUCCGUCGUUGAUUCUCUGGUCAAUCAUAGAAAAGAGCUGUGUGUGAACACGGCCAUGUUUGCCAAAAGCAUGGCCAUGCUGGGAAACUCUGAGGAUAACACGGCCCUGUCCCGGGCCCUGUCCCAGCUGGCAGAGGUGGAGGACAAGAUGGAGCAGCUGCAUCAGGAGCAGGCGGGGAGCGACUUCUUCAUCUUCGCAGAGCUGCUUGCUGACUACAUUCGCCUGCUUGGUGCUGUGCGGAGUUGCUUUGACCAGCGUGUAACGGCAUGGCAGCGAUGGCAAGAGGCCCAGAGCACGCUACAGAAGAAGAGAGAAGCUGAAGCCAAGCUGCUGUGGGCUAACAAACCUGACAAGCUGCAGCAGGCAAAGGAAGAGAUCACCGAGUGGGAGUCAAAGGUUACUCAGUACGAGAGAGACUUCGACAGGAUUGGGAUGACUGUAAGGAGGGAGGUUCUCAGAUUUGAGAAAGAAAAGGCCAAGGACUUCAAGAGCCAGAUCAUCAAGUACUUAGAGGCAAUGCUGCAGUCUCAGCAGCGGCUUAUCAAGUUUUGGGAGGCGUUCCUGCCUGAGGCGAAGGCCAUAGCUUAAUGAAUUGGAUCUCCUUUCGUUUGUUUGUUUUUUGUUUUUUUUG
This is a messenger RNA of Cyprinodon tularosa, 1623 nucleotides long. Its product is annotated as sorting nexin-1-like. Gene Ontology annotation, biological process: intracellular protein transport; early endosome to Golgi transport. The coding region runs from base 39 to 1580 and encodes 513 amino acids. The record is from RefSeq and is a predicted model, not a curated record. NCBI's taxonomy places the organism in Eukaryota, Metazoa, Chordata, Actinopteri, Cyprinodontiformes, Cyprinodontidae. Gene Ontology annotation, molecular function: phosphatidylinositol binding. The transcript is spliced from 15 exons. Gene Ontology annotation, cellular component: endosome; endosome membrane.